Molecule: messenger RNA, 453 nt
Organism: Torulaspora globosa
Lineage: Eukaryota; Fungi; Ascomycota; Saccharomycetes; Saccharomycetales; Saccharomycetaceae
Gene: SRB7
Product: Srb7p
Exons: 1
Coding region: 1-453 (150 amino acids)
Biological process (GO): regulation of transcription by RNA polymerase II
Cellular component (GO): mediator complex
Molecular function (GO): transcription coregulator activity
Source: RefSeq, a predicted model, not a curated record
AUGACGGAUAGACUGACGCAAUUGCAAAUAUGCUUGGACCAAAUGAUGGAGCAGUUCUGUGCAGCGCUCAAUUACAUCGAUAAGAAUCACGACUUUGAACCAGCUAAUGAAACAGAGAUGAAGAUGUCUGAUCGCCAUGCCACAGUGGCACCCCCUGAGGAGUUUGCCAACACAAUUGAUGAAUUAUCUACCGAUAUCAUCUUGAAGACAAGACAGAUUAUAAAACUGAUAGAUUCGCUGCCAGGAGUGGACGUCUCUGCAGCAGAACAGCUUCACAAGAUCGACGCUCUGCAGAAGGAGCUGGUGAAGGUUGAAAACGAUAAGGUUGAGGCUGUCAUCAGGAAAGAAAAGCUUCUUGAAGAUGUGAGCUCUAUGAUCGAGUUUUUUGUCGGUGGGAUAGCUGAGUCUCGACAAGCACUGGUUUCAUCAAAUGAUAGCGCAAUAGAGAAGUGA